CUUCACGUGACUUGCCUGGUCCUUUUUCAAGGUGCCACUCAUGAAUUCGAGCUGGGUAUCGACAACGAGUGGAGCAACGGACAAAAGUGCGAUAACCGGACAGACACAGAUAGAAGACUGCAUUCACCUGGAUCUGUAAUAUCUAGCCAUGGUUCUCGCUGACUUGGGACGGCGGAUUAACUCCGCGAUGUCGGAGCUGACGCGGUCGAAUGUGGUUGAUGAAAAGGCGGUCGACAAUAUGCUCAGAGAAGUCUGCUCGGCUUUGCUUGAGUCGGAUGUGAACAUCAAACUGGUUGCGACGCUUCGAAACAACAUCAAGAAGAAAAUCAAUUUCAAAGAACUCGGACCGAACGUGAACCGCCGACGGAUUGCGCAAAAGGCGAUUUUCGACGAACUCUGCGCGCUCGUCGAUCCGCAUGUGGACGAGAAAGGCGACGGCGGGUUCAAGCCGCGGAAGGACCGCUGCAACGUGAUUAUGUUUGUCGGUCUGCAGGGCGCGGGUAAGACUACCUCGUGCACCAAGCUGGCGCUGUGGUAUCACCGGCGCGGGUUCAAGGUCGGCCUCGUCUGCGCCGAUACGUUCCGUGCCGGUGCGUUUGACCAGCUUAAGCAGAACGCUAUAAAGGCCAAGAUCCCGUACUAUGGUUCGUACACGGAGACCGAUCCCGUCGUUGUUGCGGCGGAGGGUGUCGCUCGCUUCAAGCAGGAGAAGUUCAAUCUGAUUAUCGUCGAUACCUCUGGUCGACAUCGGCAGGAGACCGAGCUGUUUGCGGAGAUGGUGCAGAUUUCGCAGACGGUCAAGCCAAACCAGACGAUCAUGGUUCUCGACGCCUCGAUCGGUCAGGCGGCCGAGUCGCAGUCCAAGGCGUUCAAGGAGUCCUCCGAUUUCGGCGCAAUCAUCCUCACAAAGAUGGACGGUCACGCCAAGGGCGGUGGUGCGAUUUCUGCGGUUGCGGCCACAAACACGCCGAUUGUGUUUAUCGGUACGGGAGAGCAUAUCCACGACAUUGAGCCAUUCACGCCCGAGCAGUUUGUUUCGAAGCUGCUUGGGAUGGGCGAUAUGAAGGGAUUGGUCGACCACGUCAAGACGCUGAACCUCGACCAGAAGGAGACGAUGAAGCAUAUCGAGCAAGGAAUUUUCACCGUUCGCGAUCUGCGCGAUCAGAUGAGUAACAUUAUGAAGAUGGGGCCGUUAUCGAAAAUGGCGGGUAUGAUUCCGGGAAUGAGCCAGAUGAUGGGCCAGAUUGGAGAGGAAGAGAGCGACAACAGAUUCAAGCGGAUGAUGUAUAUUAUGGAUUCGAUGACCGAGAAAGAACUGGACAGCGACGGCAAAAUCUUCGUCGCAGAACCGACUCGAAUCACGCGCGUCGCCAAAGGCAGCGGCACCUCAGUCGUGGAAGUCGAGCAGCUCUUAUCGCAGCAACGAACAAUGGCAAAGAUGGUCAAGCAAGUCGGCGGCAAGAAAGCCAGACCAAAAAUGAAAAGACUGCGCGCGUGAGUUUUUGGUUAGAUCGUUUUGUUGUUUUGUUUUGUAUAUUUAGAGGCUCUGUUUGGUUUCUUUUUAUAGCGUAAGAGAUGUCUGCGCAUGAAAUAUGAAUGUAAUCAAUUAUAAU
This is a messenger RNA of Myxozyma melibiosi, 1613 nucleotides long. Its product is annotated as SRP54-type protein. Bases 149 to 1498 code for a protein of 449 amino acids. NCBI's taxonomy places the organism in Eukaryota, Fungi, Ascomycota, Lipomycetes, Lipomycetales, Lipomycetaceae. Gene Ontology annotation, molecular function: ATP hydrolysis activity; GTPase activity; endoplasmic reticulum signal sequence receptor activity. Gene Ontology annotation, biological process: SRP-dependent cotranslational protein targeting to membrane; SRP-dependent cotranslational protein targeting to membrane, translocation. The transcript is spliced from 3 exons. The record is from RefSeq and is a predicted model, not a curated record. Gene Ontology annotation, cellular component: signal recognition particle, endoplasmic reticulum targeting; cytosol.